AACUCAGGCAGCGCAGGAUGGUCUGAGGCUUUCUGACAAAGUCCAAGACAUCGAAAGUACCGCCGGCCAAAGAGGCCCCGUAAGCGCUGCCCUGCAUUUUCUAGCGAUUAUUGAUUUGUCAGCGAUCGAGGGUCGAGCUGCUGGAUGAGAAGAAACUUCCUGUCAAACUUCGGACAGUUUCGGUUUUAAGGAAAGUCACACUUCCUGAAAACUUCACUGAGCCCGCCCCCCUGCCGCGGUGCGUUCAGGAGCUCCCCCUUCAACUGCGGAAAGCUUAGAGUAACGUUUCCACCUUCACUACCGCACAAAUCCGAGAAAUAAAACAAAAUUCCCCUCACUCCUCACUUUAAAUAAAGUGGUGAAUCCUUCUUUUAAUAUUCAUCCGUUAUUUCCCCCCUCCAAAUUAUUUUAACUUUGGCAGUUCCUCACCGUGACCACCAUCACGAUUAAAACCCUAUUAAUCAUGAUUCCGAACUAAAAUGUGUUCAACUGAUUAAGUUUCAGGAGCUCCUAGUAAACGGAAACUGCUAAAAGAAAGAAGUAAGAAACUCACUUCACUUUUGUUCCUAUGAAAAAACUAGAAAAUUUAAAUCCUUCCUCUGUUUGUACAACUAAAAAUAAAACAUCUAAUAGUAAACAGCAACCCCUGUGUUUAUAAAAGUAACGGUUCACUAAGUGAAAAUCAGCUUCACUUUUAGUUCUACGUACAAACGUAAAAACACGCACAACUACAACCACCAAGUCUAAGCAUCUCUUAAUCCUACGUCAUUCUGAUUUUAAUUGGCACCUGCUUCUGUCUUUGUUCCCCCUCCAAAUUACUGUAACUUCUGUGUCUGCAUGGAUGGACAUCGUUUUGAAUAACUUAAUUUAGCAUUAACAGCUUCGCUCUGUGGCCACUAGUGGGCAGUAAAGAAUCGUGAUUCUGAAUGCACUCAGUUCAAGAGACUGCAGCUCAAAGCAACGUCAGAUUGAUAAAACACCUAUGAAACCAGACUGAUGCUUCCACGUGAACCUUUUAGAAAUAACACUUUACACUGCAAAUGUUAAUGUAGACAUUGUUUAAAGAUACGCCGGCAGGUAAUGCUUGGCACCAAUUGCAAAUAAGUCACAGCUGUGUGGAGAGAGAUGGGAAAGAGGAAGUGACACGUUGUUUGAUAUUAGUCAAGGUUAGACUGCGGCUGACCUCCUCUUUGUCUCUCAUCUGCAUCCUCUCUACAUUUGUGACAUUUGGUGAGGAGGGGGUUGAUGUCCCAGCAGCUCGGUGAUAAGGGUCAGACCGAGGAUGGCCGAGAACAUCAGCAAAGAGCAGUGAACAGUGCUUGACUUUAAAUAGUGGAAGGAUAAACAGAGGAGCCGAUGGUCCUGUAUUGAAUGCAGUGCCAGGUGAGAAAGAGAGAUCCCCUGGGAGCUGUGGUUUGCAGUAAAAUGGGAUCAUCACGGAGCGGGUCGCGCAGCGUGAGGUUCGAUGUUGACAUUUGUCCAAUGGAUUCUGACUAUGAGAAUCUGAGUGAAGGUCAACCAGGUCAGGGCUCCUUCGGUGAACCGGCAGAUGGCCCCCAGGGGCGCCCUGAGACCCUGCAGCUGGAUAUGAUGGAAAGCACAGGAAUAGAGCAUCACAAAAAAAGAAAUAGGAGAAUAUAUACAGGGGAAGACGACAUGGGGGAAGAUGCUCUUGAUGCAGAGCCGAUCACAUCUCUGCGGAGGCCCCAGUGUUCAGCUGCCACCCAGAAGGUCCUCUCUCACAUGCCGAGCAGCAGAGCUGGGAAAUAUAAUGCUGCAGUAGUGUCCAACAAGAAGGACGAGCUGGUGGCCGACCUCCGGGGCCUCUCUGUGAGGGAGGGCAAGCGGAAGCUGCGGGCCAUGCCACUCAGCCUGGGCAGUAAGAAGGAGAUCAGGCGACUUGCUUUUAGGGACAUAGGUUCAACUACCAGCAGAGUUAUUCCAUGCUGGAGUGGGCACAUUCUAAGGACUUGUCGUCAAUGCCUGUUCCGCUGCCUCACCGUCCUCGGCUCCCUCCAGCUGUGGCAUUCAGCCAUGAAGAGGGUGAGCGGACGUUUCGGAACCGGAGUGCUCUCCUAUUUCCUGUUCCUCCGAACCCUCCUGGGCUUGAACCUCCUGCUCUUCAUCUUCAACGGCCUGUUCGUGGUCAUCCCUCAAGCCAUCCAUCCUCCUCCUCCUCCUCCUGGUCAUAACCUUGACACUUUCACUGGUCUUGAGCUUUUAACAGGCACGGGCUACUUCUCUCAUAGUGUGAUGUUUUAUGGCUACUACACCAACACCAGCCUCACAACUUGUCAGGUUAAUGGGACCCCUGGUUCCACUGGGGAAUCCUCUAACCCACCUUUGUGCCAAACGGGGACAUACAACAUACCUGCAGCCUACUCCCUCACCAUCGCCUCCACCUUCUUCAUUAUCUUAAUCAUCCUGGUGUACAGCAUUUCCAAGUCCUUCGGGAGAAGCUUUCACGUCCUCAAGUCGAAAGGGAAUCUGGCAGUGAACGUUUUCUGUGCCUGGGACUUCAAACUGAGCAAGAAGACGUCUGUCAGAUUUCAGUCUGAGAAAAUCAGCAAUCAGCUCAAAGAGCUUCUGUCUGAGAUGAUCACAGGAGACGGUGAAAAGAGCUGCAACCAGCGACUCUGCCACCUCAUCGUGCACUUGGUGGCGUGGACUGUGUGUCUGGCCAGCAUCGGCCUGUGUGCCAUGGGGAUCCACUUCCUGUCAGAGGUUACUUCAGAGGACACCAUUAAACAUGAAGGAGACACUAAGUUGCUGCUCUUACCUGCAGUGGUGUCGGGCAUCAACCUGCUCCUCCCGGGCCUCUUCAACCUGUGUGCCUGGGUCGAGAAACGCGACUCACCCAGUGUCAGUGUCCAUGUUUCCAUCUUCAGGAACCUGUUGUUGAAGAUCACUAUUGUUGGAAUGCUGUGUUACCACUGGCUGAGGAGAAUUUCUGUGGAACCAGGAAGGAAUCAGUUCCAGUGCUGGGAGAACUUUGUGGGUCAGGAAGUGUACCGCCUACUCCUGAUGGACUUUCUCUUCACGCUGCUUUACACCUUUCUUGGAGAGUUCCUGUGGAGGCUCUUUUCCAAGCAAGUGAGGGGAAGGGACCGAAAGCCAGUGUUUGACAUUGCCCGUAAUGUGAUGGAGCUCAUUUAUGGACAAACUCUAACUUGGAUCGGUGUGCUGUUUGCUCCACUUCUACCCGCAUUGCAAAUUAUAAAACUGCUUGUGCUGUUUUACAUCAAGAAGGGCAGUCUGAUGGUAAACUGUCAGGCCCCCAGAAAGCCCUGGAGGGCCACACAGAUGACAACACUGUUCAUUACUAUGUUGUGUUUCCCAUCAUUUGUCGGCGCUGCCGUGUCUGUCUCUUACAUGAUUUGGACGAGAAAACCCUCAUCCGGGUACGGACCAUUCAGGAAUCUCCCCACAAUGUUUGAGUCAGCGAGCCUGUGGGCCCAGGAGCUGAAGAACACCCACCCAGUCUUAUCUUGGCUCAGCACGGUCUACAACGCUCUGGUGGAGAACCCAGUUUUCUUAUUCCUCACCAGUGGCGUCUUCUUAUUGCUGAUAUACUUUCAUGCCCAAGUUGUUGAUGGCCAAAAGAAAAUCAUCAGUCAGUUAGAAAGUCAAAUAGAAAACGAGGGUAAGGACAAAAAGUUCCUCAUCACCAAACUGCAAGCGACUUGUGAACAGAAUAGUCUGGUUUCUCAUAGAUAAGGUUGUGGCUGAGCAGCUCUGAUCCCAUCUCUGCCAACAGGGUUGUUGUUUUAUAUAUACUGCUUGUAUACUGUAUAUGCAGAAUUAUGAUAUUAAAUGUGUUGUGCACAAAGACAAAAUAAAUGGAUUGUUAGUUGA
Messenger RNA from Pleuronectes platessa (European plaice), 3855 nucleotides. Its product is annotated as transmembrane channel-like protein 6. Gene Ontology annotation, cellular component: plasma membrane. Gene Ontology annotation, molecular function: mechanosensitive monoatomic ion channel activity. Lineage: Eukaryota; Metazoa; Chordata; Actinopteri; Pleuronectiformes; Pleuronectidae. The transcript has 19 exons. The record is from RefSeq and is a predicted model, not a curated record. Bases 1372 to 3717 code for a protein of 781 amino acids.